UGUUAUUGUCCACGCUUCCUCGAAAAAUGGCGGACAUGGAUGAAUUGUUCGGGAGUGAUGGGGACAGUGACAGUGAACAACACGACUCUGGCUCAGGGUCAGGAUCUGAAGGCGAGCAGGAGCGUCCAAGGUCUGCAAGGUCUGUCAGGUCUGCCAGGUCUGGCAGCAACGCCUCAGGAAGCGAGAGCGAGCGAGGAGCAAGGAGUGACGAUGACGAGGAUGACGAAGGCCAAGACGGGGGGAAGCCCAGCAACAAAGAACUAUUUGGAGACGACAGCGAGGAUGACCAUGAACGUGGAAGCCAACACAGCGGCAGCGACAACCAGUCCGAACGUUCUGGAAACCAGUCGGACGCAAGCAUGCACUCUGAGCCAGAAGACAACGAGCACUCAGAUGCAGAGCAACACAGCGGCUCGGAGGCCCAUCACGAUGAGGAUGACCGGGGUCACGGGUCAGACGUAGGCAGCCCGGCAUCAGGGGCAGGCAGUCGGCGCUCGGGAAGCCACCGUUCACCAGGAAGUCACCGUUCACCAGGAAGUCACCGUUCACCAGGAAGUCACCGUUCGCCCGGGAGCCAUCGAUCAGGCAGUCACCGGUCAGGCCGUGGCAGCGCGUCCCCCAGGUCAGAGGCAGGGAGCCCACGCUCCGAUGCUGGCAGCGCUCGCUCCGACCCGGGAACACCACAGUCUGGAGCGGCUACACCACACUCUGGAGCGGCUACUCCACGCUCUGGAGCGGCUACUCCACGCUCUGGAGCUGCUACUCCACGCUCUGGAGCAGCUACUCCACACUCUGGGGCGGGUACGCCGCGCUCUGGGGCAGCCACCCCGCACUCAGACGCAGAGGGUCACUCCGAGGAUGAGAAGUGGGGCGGCAGAAGCCACAAGAGCGACCAGUCGGAGGAUGAGGGGAAAGCCCAGCACUCGGACAACUCUGACGACGAAGGCCCAGUGAGGAGACAGAAGACAGCAGAGUCUGCCAAAGGAAGUGACAGUGAGGACGAUUUUAUUCGACAGAAGAAGAAGAAAAUAGCUUCAGAUUCUGACUCUGACAGCGAGGUUGGAGGCUCCAAAGGUCCAAAACCAGCAGCGGAUGAUCUGUUUGGUGAGGCCGAUGACAUUUCUUCAGACAGUGAUGCAGAGAAGCCUCCCACCCCUGGACAACCAAUGGAGAACGAGGAGGGUAUGGAGGAGGAGCGAGCGGAGGAGGAGCCAGUGCCUGAGACGCGCAUCGAGGUGGAGAUCCCCAAAGUCAGCACUGACCUGGGCAGCGACCUCUACUUUGUCAAGCUUCCCAACUUCCUCAGUGUGGAGCCCAGGCCAUUUGAUCCCCAGUAUUAUGAAGAUGAGUUUGAAGAUGAGGAGAUGUUGGAUGAGGAGGGUAGGACCAGGCUCAAACUGAAGGUGGAGAACACCAUUAGGUGGCGUUCACGCAGAGACGAGGAGGGCAAUGAGACCAAGGAGAGCAACGCCCGCAUCGUCAAAUGGUCUGAUGGCAGCAUGUCACUGCACUUGGGUAACGAGGUGUUUGACGUCUACAAGGCACCCCUCCAGGGAGACCACAACCAUCUCUUCAUCCGCCAGGGGACAGGUCUGCAGGGCCAGGCUGUCUUCAAGACCAAGCUGACCUUCAGGCCCCACUCCACAGACAGCGCCACCCACAGGAAGAUGACCCUGUCCCUGGCUGACCGCUGCUCCAAGACCCAGAAGAUCCGAAUCCUGCCCAUGGCCGGCCGAGAUCCUGAAUCCCAGAGGAACGAGAUGAUCAAGAAAGAGGAGGAGCGUCUGCGUGCGUCCAUCCGGCGCGAGUCUCAGCAGCGCCGCAUGCGUGAGAAGCAGCACCAGCGCGGGCUGACCUCCGGCUACCUGGAGCCCGACCGCUACGAUGAGGACGAGGAGGGUGAGGAGGCCAUCAGCCUCUCCGCCAUCAAGAGCAAGUUCAAGGGCGGGGGAGGACUCCGAGAGGAGCGUGCCAGGAUCUACUCUUCAGACAGCGACGAGGGCUCAGACGAGGACAAGGCGCAGCGGCUGAUGAAGGCCAAGAAGCUAGACAGCGAUGACGAGGGCGAGAACUCUGCUGGCAAGAGGAAGGCUGUGGAUGACGAUGACGACGACGAUGAUGAUGAUGAUGAGUCCUCCGCUAAGAAAGCCAAGAAGUAUGUGAUCAGUGAUGAGGAGGAGGAAGAGGAAGAGGAGCAUGAAGAGGAGCAUGAAGAGGAAGUGGACGAGGAUGAGUGAUUUUUUUGUUUUUGUUUAACUCAUUUUUAUGUUUUGUUUUUGUUUCUAUAUGUUUGACUUAGUACUAUGGAGUGUCCAUUUGUACAUUUUAUAAUGGAACUGCAAAGAUGUAUAGUAACGACCAAAAUAAAUGCACAAGUGCUGUGAAAACUGGA
Engraulis encrasicolus (European anchovy) is the source of this 2392-nucleotide messenger RNA. RefSeq names its product LEO1 homolog, Paf1/RNA polymerase II complex component (gene leo1). The transcript is spliced from 12 exons. Gene Ontology annotation, biological process: positive regulation of transcription elongation by RNA polymerase II; transcription elongation by RNA polymerase II. Lineage: Eukaryota; Metazoa; Chordata; Actinopteri; Clupeiformes; Engraulidae. Gene Ontology annotation, cellular component: Cdc73/Paf1 complex; nucleus. Gene Ontology annotation, molecular function: RNA polymerase II C-terminal domain phosphoserine binding. Bases 27 to 2237 code for a protein of 736 amino acids. The record is from RefSeq and is a predicted model, not a curated record.